AUGUCGAGUCCUGGCUUCGCCAGCUCACCAAAUCCCGCGGGAAUACCUCAAUGGAUCUGUAAAUAAUGAAGAUAAUAAUUAAUACUAUUACGAUAUAGCGUGGACCACGGUAAAAAGCGUAACCUAAAAAUAACAGCGGAAAACAAAUGAGCAAGUCAAGUCGGGAAUCAGGUGAUAUACCGACGUUAAAAUUUUCAGGAAGCCGACAGGACAGCCGAUAGUUGCCUGACGACUUACACCUUUUUGCGUGUUUCUCGUGUGAAAACUUCCGGGAAACCUUUCAAGCAAAGGCGGCCCGCGAACCAGGGAAUUCUCAACAACCUCCAUAUCAGCGAGCAUCUCCCGUCAACUUUGUCUUCCUCAUCAAUUUUGACGACAUGACGAAAGCAGCAAGGGACCGUUACCUUAUACCACUCUCCUGAACCGUGGAUUACUAUCGACUUUCAGAUUUCGUGUUUCGACAAGUACACCGUACUUGCACAAUAAUCGUCGUUGAUAACACACAUUUACACUUACCGAACAGUAAAAGCACUCGAUCACCAAUCGUUCGAUCAAUUGACCACAGCUUAUAUUCUUCUACGGUACGUCGUCUUCUUUCUGAUCAAGAAUUUGUCUAGCUUAUCGACAGAACAAUGACAGAAUACCAGAUCUUGUUUUUCAAUGAGUGCGUUUCAUCAGAAUGUUUUCACUAUGCUCGAAACUACACGCAGUUAAUCCUUCUUAUUACGAUAAUUACAAGUAAUAUACACGGAGAAAUUUCUCAGAAUUAAUGGAAUUAAAUAAUAUUAAAAAUAUAAUUUAGAACGUGUUAUUUAUUCGCUUUAUUUGUAAUCCAAUCAUAUGUGGUUUUUUGGACAAAUUGGAUUUAUUAGAGAGUAUGAUACUUCUUGCAUUUAUCACUAUUUCAGAAAAAAUAAAAAACUUGAUAUAUAAUUAUAUAUUUUUUGCAUUGGGAUAAAAUUUUACUUUUUGUAUUACUAAUUAUUAUUUCUCAUGAAAUAAGCGAGAAUUGUUAAAAAUUUAUUUAAAUCCCAAGAAUUUCCAAUCAAGGGAUUACAAUGUUACAAGAAAAUUUAGUAUGGCAACAUUGGUAGUCCUGGCUUCUCUCUUUCGGUCGGUUGAUCGAGCGUGUAUGUUGCUGUGAUAAACAAAGUUAUAAAUCGCAGGUAAUCUCAGUUUUUUGAAUUCAUCCGGUACAAAUUAAUUACAAAUUAGUUUCUAGCUUUAAUAAUUGAUUGAUUAAUAAUAAUAUUUUGUGUUAUUGUAACAUUCAAGAAAGUAUAAAGUUCGUGGAAUAGUGCUGUUUUUCAUUAUUAUUAUUUUGUUUUUUAAUUAAAUUUAAAUUAUAUUCGUUAAAUUCUCGAUUGUUAUUUUAUUCAAAUUAAUGAUAUUGAAUCGCUCGCAUUUAUAAAAAGAUAAAAUUACAUUUUUAAAUCUGUUUUGUUUCUUUCAUAGGUUAUGUUUCAUUGACAUUUUGAAAUACGUUUUAAAUACGUUUUUUUAAGAAAUAGUCUUUAAAUAUUUUGCUAACUUAAAAUCACAUUUUGUUUUCAGCCAUGGUGCGUAUGAACGUUCUUAGCGAUGCUCUCAAAUCCAUUAACAAUGCCGAAAAGCGUGGAAAAAGACAGGUGCUGUUAAGGCCCUGUUCAAAAGUAAUCAUCAAAUUUCUAACUGUAAUGAUGAGAAAAGGAUAUAUUGGAGAAUUUGAGAUUGUUGACGAUCAUCGCAGUGGUAAAGUUGUGGUAAAUCUUAGUGGAAGACUGAACAAGUGUGGUGUAAUUUCACCUAGAUUUGAUGUUCCAAUUAAUGAUAUUGAAAAAUGGACUAACAACCUGUUGCCAUCUCGACAGUUUGGAUACGUUGUUUUGACCACAAGUGGAGGAAUUAUGGAUCACGAAGAAGCUAGAAGAAAACAUCUUGGAGGCAAAAUACUUGGAUUUUUCUUCUAAUGUUUAUUUAAUUCAAUAAAAAUUUCUUAAUGCUAAGAGAAUUAUUUUUCUAUGUUUAUCAGAUGUGAUACCUACCCAUAUUUAUCAGAAAUGACUACCUUUUGUACCUGAUUUUCAACCCUUGAUAUUUUUGUAGUAAUUU
Heterotrigona itama is the source of this 2091-nucleotide messenger RNA. Lineage: Eukaryota; Metazoa; Arthropoda; Insecta; Hymenoptera; Apidae. The record is from the annotation of a GenBank genome assembly.